CGUUCUUCUCCCUCUCCUCCCGUCGCCGCCACAUCUGGACCGGCGAAUCAUCCGCCGCGAACCUGUAACACCCUAGACGGCGACAGCCCUCCCCUCCCACGGCGGCACACCCUAGCCAGACGCCUCACCUAGUCACCUCCACCUCCGGGGGAUCGCGACGCCGACGCCCCACCGAGCCUGCAGCGUCCCCACCUCCGCAGCGGCGGCCCCCAAACCCCAGCCAAGGUCACAGAAAGCCAGACCUAUGGACUUCCACAACAUCGAUGAUUAUUUUCAUGAAAACAGCCCGGCACAAGGGGGCGAAGGAGCUGCAGAGGCUAGCGCCGAGGCAAUUCUGGAAAGGGUGUACCGUGACACCGCGUUUGGAUCUGAGAAGCUGCUCAAUCUAGACAUGCUGGUCAUGGAGAUCGCUCGCCGAGCCUCUGAUAUCGAGCCUCUCAUGUGGGACCCUCGUUCCAUUUCUUCCGAGUCAGUUGGCAAGGCUUUCGAAUUCGAUGUCCUGCACGGUAUUGUAGAUUCGGAAGUCAGCGAGUUGGAGAAGCUAGCUGCCUCUAUUCAGACAGAUAUUGGCAAUGCUGAAACCAAGGCAUUGGGGGGAGAACCCGGGAGCAGAGUGACCGAUGAGCUGUGCGCGCGGAAGGAGUCCUUGAAGCAGAUGCAAGAUGUAAUUUCUGAUAUUAGAACACAGCUUGCAACCUUUGAGAAUGCCAUACAACCUUCACAUGGCAAACAAGGAAAUAGUGAGGGUAUGGGAUAUGAAAAUGGUCAUAUAUCAGGUCACACUGCUAUGCAGGCUGAGGACCAGAGAAAUGUACUGCAGAUGUUACAACAGUCGAUAGCAAGCAAGCUAGAUCUUGAAAAUAAGCUACGUGAUUCGCAGUCUGUUGUGGAAGACCUCAAAAUGAAGCUGCAUCACGCAGAACAAGAAUCAUGUUUCUUGGAGGAAUCCAUCAAAGAGCUUUAUGAAAGAACGUUGUCGGCAGAAAAUGCUUCCCAAUUGCUUCUUGGAACUUCAAAGGAACUCGUUGCCAAAUUUAAUACCACCCAGUCCUAUUUAAGUGCUUCAAUUCGCAGGGAAGAUGAUCUUAAAUCAAAGUUAGACGAAAACUUGAUGAAGCUAAGUGGCAACAAGAGCACCAGGGAGACAGUGCUUGGAGACAGUGACAACAAUGCUAACCAGGAGCCUGUGCAGAUGCGGGUGCUAUCACGUCCUGAGUUCCAGAAUUUAUGGAAUAAGGUUCAGCAGCUGGAGGAAUUGUUGAGGGACUCUGGCUCUCAACUGCAGCAAUCAUCUCUUUCAAGAGGGGCAGAUGAAGAAGAGCAGGAUACAGCGCAAUCUGGGAUAAGCGCGUUUGGGAAUGUUAUCGCUGAUUUCAAGCUUGCCAUUUCCAAUGCAGAAAGUAGAGCACAAAAUGCUGAGACAAGGUGUACACAGCUCACUCGAACGAAUGUUCAGCUUAAUGGGGAGUUGAACACUCUUAAAAGUCAGGGAUCAGAUAGGGCUGGCUUAUUGGAGACGAAACUUAAGGAAUCAGACACUCAGUUAGAGCAUGCAAGAGCAUCGGUUGAUGCUAUUGUUGAACAACAGGGUAUGUUAAGAUCCUCCAUGUCUGAUAUGGAACUGGUGAUUGAAGAUAUGAAGGAAAAGUACUUGAAAGCUGAAACCAGGGCCGAGAGUGCUGAAUCAAAAUGUGCAUUGUUGACAGAUACCAAUUUAGAACUCAGUGAAGAGCUGUCAUUUCUGAGAGGCCGAGUAGAAAGGCUAGAAAACUCACUGCAUGAAGCUAACCAACUAAAGGUGUCCAGUGCAAAAGACAUUGCUAGUAAAACUAAGACUAUCAUGGACUUGGUUGCAAAACUUUCCUUGGAAAGAGAACGCCUUCAUGUUCAGGUUGUUACGCUGGCGAAAAAGAACGGGGCGUUGGCUCAAAAGUGCAAAGAAAAUGUUAGCGAGCGCACAUUGCUGUGCAAGAAUGUUACCACAGGCGAAGGUGUACUUAGGCCCGUUCAAGUAAAAGAGGAGGUUGAAGCCGAUGAGGUGGUGAUUCCAGACGAAUGCACAGUGCGAUCUAUCGAGCCGACGACGAUGACGAUGGUAAACUGGAAGUACAUUUCCGCGGCAGUCCUGGCCUUGCUGGCUGCCGCCGUCGUGUUCCAGCUAUUACGUGCCAAUCUGAUGAUGACGACGGCGGUUAACGAUUGCUGAGGCAAUUUGUAGGCUAGGAGUAAGAGAUGGAAUAAAGCAGGACAGCUUGUGUUUUACAUGCAAAUUAUUAUUAUCCAUC
Messenger RNA from Zea mays, 2285 nucleotides. RefSeq lists its product as uncharacterized. The transcript is spliced from 4 exons. The record is from RefSeq and is marked validated. Lineage: Eukaryota; Viridiplantae; Streptophyta; Magnoliopsida; Poales; Poaceae. The coding region runs from base 245 to 2206 and encodes 653 amino acids.